AUGGGUUGUGCUGGUGUUACUCUUCUUGUGUUUUGUUUAUGGGGUCUUUUCAUACCGUUUUCGUCUUCUACUAGGCUCGGUUCUUCUUCAAGACAGAAGCUUGAAGUUAACAAGCAUUUGAAUCGACUUAAUAAACCUCCUACCAAAACCAUUCAGAGUCCAGAUGGGGAUACAAUUGAUUGUGUGCCUGUUUCAAAGCAACCGGCUUUUGAUCAUCCUUUUCUCAAAGAUCACAAAAUUCAGAUGAGACCUGAUUUCCACCCUGAAGGGCUUUUUGAGGAGAACAAGUUGGAUGAAAACAAAGAAAAAUCAAGUGCUCCCAUUAAUCAACUAUGGCAUGCUGGUGGGAAGUGUCCGGAAGGGACGAUACCUAUUAGGAGAACAAAGGAGGAGGAUGUUCUAAGAGCGAGUUCAGUUAAAAGAUAUGGAAGGAAGAAGCAUAGGUCGCCCGCCCCUAAACCGAGGUCGGCUGAUCCCGGUAUGGAAAACCAAAGUGGUCAUCAGCAUGCAAUAGCAUAUGUUGAAGGAGACAAGUUCUAUGGAGCAAAAGCUACUAUAAAUGUUUGGGAACCAAAGAUACAACAAGCUAAUGAAUUCAGCUUGUCUCAGCUUUGGGUGCUAGGAGGUUCAUUUGGUCAAGAUCUUAACAGCAUCGAAGCUGGCUGGCAGGUUAGUCCAGAUUUAUACGGCGAUAACAACACACGGCUAUUCACCUACUGGACGAGUGAUGCAUAUCAAGCUACUGGUUGCUACAAUCUUCUUUGCUCGGGAUUUAUUCAGGUCAGCAGUGACAUAGCAAUGGGAGCAAGCAUUUCUCCGAUUUCCUCAUACCGAGAUUCUCAAUACGAUAUCAGCAUACUUAUCUGGAAGGAUCCGAAAGAGGGUCAUUGGUGGAUGCAAUUUGGGAACGGCGGAACUGUGAUGGGAUACUGGCCGUCUUUCUUAUUCUCAUAUUUAGCCGACAGUGCUACGAUGAUUGAAUGGGGAGGAGAAGUUGUUAACUCCGAGCCCGACGGUCAACACACAUCAACCGAAAUGGGAAGUGGUCAUUUUCCAGAAGAAGGAUUCGGCAAAGCGAGUUACUUCAGAAACAUUCAAGUGGUCGAUAGCUCGAAUAAUCUAAAAGCGCCAAAAGGACUCGGCACUUACACCGAAUAUCCAAAUUGUUAUGAUGUCCAAACAGGUAGUAAUGGAGAUUGGGGCCAUUUCUUUUACUAUGGAGGACCUGGUAAAAAUGCAAAUUGUCAAUGA
Vicia faba (fava bean) is the source of this 1251-nucleotide messenger RNA. The record is from the annotation of a GenBank genome assembly. Lineage: Eukaryota; Viridiplantae; Streptophyta; Magnoliopsida; Fabales; Fabaceae.